AAUGCCACUUGUGAAUGAAUUGAUCAGAUUAGGAUGAAUCACUGGCUGGCCAAUAGCGAUUGGAAUUGUUUUGUUAUUACAAAACGUGACAGGCUAGACCUGCCCAGCCAUCGUUGCUGAUGCUCAUUUGUAAUGCUGUCUUGAGGAGAUGAGGAGAUGAGAGCAAAUUGUUCCAGCAGCUCAGCCUGCCCUGCCAAUAGUUCAGAGGAAGAGGUGCCUGGGGGUCUGGAGGCACAUGGGAACCUGGAACUUGUUUUCACAGUGGUGUCGGCGGUAAUGAUGGGUCUGCUCAUGUUCUCUCUGGGAUGCUCUGUGGAGAUCCAGAAGCUCUGGUUGCACAUCAGAAGACCCUGGGGCAUUGCCGUGGGACUGCUUUGCCAGUUUGGACUCAUGCCUCUGACAGCCUAUCUGCUGGCCAUCGGUUUCUCUCUGAAGCCAGUCCAAGCUAUCGCUGUGCUCAUCAUGGGGUGCUGCCCUGGGGGGACCAUCUCCAAUGUCUUCACUUUCUGGGUUGAUGGAGAUAUGGAUCUCAGCAUCAGUAUGACAACCUGCUCCACAAUGGCUGCUCUGGGAAUGAUGCCCCUCUGCCUUUAUCUCUACACCUGGUCCUGGCAUCUUGAUCAGAAUCUCACCAUUCCAUAUCAGAACAUAGGAAUUACCCUUGUGAGUCUGACCAUUCCUGUGGCCUUUGGCAUCUAUGUGAAUUAUAGGUGGCCUAAACAAUCAAAAAUCAUUCUCAAGAUCGGGACCAUUGUUGGUGGGGUCCUCCUUCUGGUGGUCAUGGUUGCUGGAGUGGUGCUGGUGAAGGAAUCUUGGAAUUCAGAUAUCACCCUUCUAAGCAUCAGUUUCAUCUUCCCUUUGAUUGGCCAUGUCACUGGCUUUCUGCUGGCACUCCUUACCCACCAGUCUUGGCCAAGGUGCAGGACGAUUGCGCUGGAGACCGGUGCUCAGAACAUCCAGAUGUGUACCACCAUGCUGCAGCUGUCCUUCUCUGCGGAGCACCUGGCCCACAUGUUUUACUUCCCGCUGGCCUAUGGGCUCUUCCAGCUGCUCGAUGGAUUCCUUCUUAUCGCAGCGUAUCAGGCAUGCAAGAGGAGACGGAAGCGCAAAGACAGGAGGAAGCCCCCAGCCUGCACAGUGGCCCACCACGAGAAGGAGCCCAGGGAGACCGGUGCUUUCCUGGAGGGCAAUGAAGAAGCUGCUGUAACUCUUGGGCCACCAGAGCCCACGUGCUGCCAUGGGGCCCUUGAGCCAACUGGCCGCAGCACUCCUUGUGAACAGGAGGGACUUGCUGGCCGGUAAAGGUGGUGCAGACUGGUCCAUGCAUCUGGUUGGCAGGGCUGUGUGGCCGUGUAAGGGUAAAUGUCAGAACAGUUACGUUUUUGCCUGGAUUGUGAGCUGUGCUAGGAGACUCUCUGAGCAGGUGGCCUCCCACGCACAAGCUCUUCCGGGGGUUGGCACAUGUGCCAGCUGCUGCAAGGGUUCUUGUCUUCCAAGCAGUGAGAAGUGCCCGGCAGUAAUGGCCUUCACCAUGUGAAGCGGGCCUCGUGGCCUGGAUCUUAAUCCACGAGUUAGGACUCUGGAGGAGAUGUCACCUCCCCUUGCAGGGCCAGGCAGAACCGGGAUCCCCGAGACUUCUUGGCUUUGGCCAGGUGCUUUGGUGCAUGAGGGAAGAAACAUGCAGCUUUUGUGAAAAAGGGGCUUAUCUGAGUGUGAGUUUUGAAAGUUUGUGUCUGUUUUGAUGAUAGAUGUAAUACAGGAUUAGAGGGAAUUUAACAAAAACAAGAGGUUAAAAAGUGAGGGUCCUGUACCUUCACUCCCUAGACAGACACACAGAUGUCCCUUGAAUCUACACAUGCAUGCUGAAUCAUUCCCAGACAUCGAGAUUGUUCCCUACACACUGCUUUGCAGGUCACUUGGUGACAUAUUCUGGAAUGUCUUUACAUGUCAGCCUGUG
Castor canadensis (American beaver) is the source of this 1957-nucleotide messenger RNA. It is a transcript of the gene Slc10a6, whose product is annotated as solute carrier family 10 member 6. NCBI's taxonomy places the organism in Eukaryota, Metazoa, Chordata, Mammalia, Rodentia, Castoridae. Gene Ontology annotation, biological process: bile acid and bile salt transport. Gene Ontology annotation, cellular component: membrane. Gene Ontology annotation, molecular function: bile acid:sodium symporter activity. The record is from RefSeq and is a predicted model, not a curated record.